CAAGCACACCGUCUUUGCUGCUCACCUCCCGCGACUGCUUCCCAAUUACUAACAAGAAGCCGAUGCUGUGGUGCCAGAUAAGAAAGGGUUUUCAGUAUCUAUACCCAUCCCUGUGCUUCUUGAUCUUCGGGAUUCAAGUGCCAGUCUAUCGGCCUCUCUCUCUCUCUCUCUCAAGCUUGUUUAGCUUCUGUUUGUUACUUUAGUUCUUGGCUGAUCCUGUCAUUGUGUGAAGAGUCUUAGGGUUGAGGUUGUUGAGGCAGACGAGCAAGAACAGGCAAUUGAGCUUUGGUGCAAGCGAGUGUGUGAAGUGGGUUGUGUUGUUUUUUUUCUUUCUCAUUGCCAAUAUGCAAGGUCUUGUGAGACUCGUACAAGCUCAGGGGAAAGCCCUGCCCGGGAUUGUUCUGCAGCACGUUCGUGUGGGGGGCUCGGGUUUCGGUUCUGGCUUUCAGACGCGGUGGGAGUCUGGACAGGCCAAAGCCAAGGAGGGCUUGGAGGAACACGGGUUUGAGAGCACUACCAUCUCUGAUAUCCUCAAGGAAAAGGGCCGGAACGCUGACGGCUCCUGGUUGUGGUGCAGCGUGGAUGACACAGUCUAUGAUGCAGUGAAAUCGAUGACUGCGAACAAUGUGGGGGCAUUGUUGGUGGUGAAGUCGGGAACUGAGAAAACCCUUGCCGGAAUUAUUACUGAAAGAGAUUACCUCAGAAAGAUUAUUGUACAGGGUAGAUCUUCUAAGACGACUAAAGUUGGAGACAUUAUGACCGAAGAGAACAAGCUCAUCACUGUAAGUCCGGAUACCAAGGUGCUCCGCGCCAUGGAGCUGAUGACUAAUAACCGCAUUCGGCACAUCCCUGUGGUGGAGGGCAAGGGAAUGAAGGGCAUGGUGUCCAUCGGUGACGUGGUGCGUGCAGUGGUCGAUGAGCACCGCGAGGAGCUUCAGCGCUUGAGCUCCUUUAUCCAGGGCGGUUAUUAGGGUUCGCGGCUUGGUCCGCUAGUAGAAUCAGAGUUCAGCACAGCACUGAAACGAUCUCAGCUCAGGCACGUGGAACUUGCGUAGCAAUGUAUAUAUUCAGAUCCGACUAGUUGGGGCGUAGCUACAAGCACUAAUCAGACAUGGACGUACGAAACCUUUCUUUGCAUAAUCAGUGUUGGAGCUACUUGAAACCUGAGACUUGUUCAUGAUGGAUGUUAGUUUAUGCUUCAUGACUUGUUCCUGCAAUCGGAGUUGUUGGUGCACUACUCAGUGAUGCUUUAUCGAAUUCGAUCAGCUUGGAUGUAGGAUAUAUCCAACUCUAAUUGCUUUUAGUAUAAACGUAUCCUGAGACAGAAGGUACAUGUUUCUGUUUUCUAUCCAAAAGAUCCUCUUGAAGCGUGAUUUCCACUCCCAGGGGGUGAAGCCUAACCUUCAAUGCA
Molecule: messenger RNA, 1411 nt
Organism: Physcomitrium patens
Lineage: Eukaryota; Viridiplantae; Streptophyta; Bryopsida; Funariales; Funariaceae
Source: RefSeq, a predicted model, not a curated record